Molecule: messenger RNA, 2778 nt
Organism: Talpa occidentalis (Iberian mole)
Lineage: Eukaryota; Metazoa; Chordata; Mammalia; Eulipotyphla; Talpidae
Gene: ELAVL1
Product: ELAV like RNA binding protein 1
Exons: 5
Coding region: 715-1587 (290 amino acids)
Cellular component (GO): ribonucleoprotein complex
Molecular function (GO): RNA binding
Source: RefSeq, a predicted model, not a curated record
GGGGCUCUCCUGCCACGCCCUGUGACUCUGCAGUGUGCCUCAGUGCGGGAGAGUCACAGCCUUGAAAUGAUGCCCGUGAUGUUCUAUUCCUAUCUCAGACUCUGUUUGCUGCUGCCCUGAUAUCACAGUGAACUCGAGAUCCCAGAAGGGAAAAGUCCCUCAUCAGACAAAGCGCAUGUACAGGAUGAGGUAGUGGGAGGGAAGGGAACCUGAGGGGACUCCAGAAAUGGGGAAUGCCCAGACAGCUAGAAGGGACCGAAAAAUGACAGCCUGGCCUGGUUUGGCCCCACCUGCGGAGGACUUUGGCAGCACCCUGCCCAGGGGAGGCCUAAACGCCCCAUCUUUUUCCUUCCAGGCCUCUGCGCACUCUCAGGGCCGAGACAACACAGCAGCCCAGUCCCUCGAGGCUGCCCUUUGUUAGGCGUGGGCCAUAUGACUCUUUGCCGUUGCGCCAUUGACUUGACCAUCUGAAACAGAGCCCAAGCUCUCCGGGGGCAGAAAUAGGCAGCAGAUCACCUGGCAGAUGUGGGGUUGGCAGACCCUUUCAGUGCCCCCUGCUUGCCCCCUCCCUCACAGUCCGAUCUCUCAUCCUCAGUGUCUGCAUCCACGCAGUCAUAGUAGUGGCUCUUUUUUCUUCAUGACACCCACCUCAUAAGGGUCUGCAGAAGGCCUGGUACCUAGGGCCCUCCUUAGAGCAGCGUCCGUUCUGAGAGCAUGGUUUCAAAGAUUCGAGAAAGAUCUGGAAAGACCAGGUGCUAUGAAGCACCUACCUCCCCAGGACACAGCUUGGGCUACGGCUUUGUGAACUACGUGACCGCGAAGGAUGCGGAGAGAGCGAUCAACACGCUGAAUGGCCUGCGGCUCCAGUCCAAAACCAUUAAGGUGUCAUACGCACGCCCAAGCUCAGAGGUCAUCAAAGAUGCCAACUUGUACAUCAGUGGGCUCCCAAGGACCAUGACCCAGAAGGAUGUGGAGGACAUGUUCUCGAGGUUCGGGCGCAUCAUCAACUCCCGGGUCCUGGUGGAUCAGACCACAGGUUUGUCCAGAGGGGUUGCGUUUAUCCGGUUUGACAAACGGUCGGAAGCGGAAGAGGCAAUUACCAGUUUCAAUGGUCAUAAACCCCCAGGUUCCUCCGAGCCCAUUACAGUGAAGUUCGCAGCCAAUCCCAACCAGAACAAAAACGUGGCGCUGCUCUCCCAGCUGUACCACUCGCCUGCUAGACGGUUCGGAGGCCCCGUUCACCACCAGGCGCAGAGAUUCAGGUUCUCCCCUAUGGGUGUAGAUCACAUGAGUGGGCUUUCUGGUGUCAAUGUCCCAGGCAACGCUUCUUCGGGCUGGUGCAUCUUCAUCUACAACCUUGGUCAAGAUGCCGAUGAGGGAAUCCUCUGGCAGAUGUUUGGCCCCUUUGGCGCAGUUACCAAUGUGAAAGUGAUUCGCGAUUUCAACACCAACAAGUGCAAAGGCUUUGGUUUUGUGACCAUGACAAACUAUGAAGAAGCUGCGAUGGCCAUCGCAAGUCUGAAUGGCUACCGCCUGGGGGACAAAAUCUUGCAGGUUUCCUUCAAAACCAACAAGUCCCACAAAUAACUCGCUCAUGCUUUUUUGUACGGAAUAGAUAAUUAAGAGUGAAGAGGUGAACCCUUUUUGUUAGUGUACAACUCAUUUUGCGCCAAUUUUCACAAGUGUUUGUCUUAGUCUAAAUGAGAAGUGAAAAGGUUUUUAUACUCUGGGAUGCAACCGACAUGUUCAAAUGUUUGAAAUCCCACAAUGUUAGACCAAUUUUAAGUUUCUUAAGUUAUUUCCUUUAAAAUAUAUAUUAAACAGAAGUCUAAGUAGACUGCAUUGACUAACCAGUCCCUCGGGAUGGUGGUGAAUCUGAAGCAUGCUUUAACGUCUAAGACCGUCUAACACUCGUUUCAUGCGAUGUCGCCACAAGCUGGAUAAAAAAGAGAAAUUAUCUUUUAGUUUUAGUUUUUUAAACUAAAGCUCUUAGAUGCUGAGUGUGCGUUUCCUCAACCGCUUCAACAUUUUAAGCGAUUUACGCUUUGGUUGACAGGAAGUUGCUCUUCCGAGCAGGCCCCAUGGCCACCUCCUGCUCACUCAGCCCCGGGCUCUGCCGAGCGGCCCUGGCAGUGGCAGCAGCCCGCCCAGUGUGGGCUGCCACCUGGGAGGGGGGCCACGCCCGGGCCGGGCCCUCCAGAGAAGGACACAGAUGUGUUUCGUCAGCCCAGGCACCCCUUGGAACGGACCAAAGAGUUUCCAGGAAACUCCAGUAUAUUCCAGAGUCAGAUCUAAGCUCCAGGCCCACCUGAAGACGUGUCGCUCCGCCGACAUCCCAAAUUUCUGUCCACACGUUGCAUGCGCAGUGCCCCCACAUCGGAUACUGUUGUUCACAAUGAUUUCUCCCGUUCCCAAAAGCAUUUGACGUAGCUUGAAUGCCUACAAUAGCUCUAUUUUUUAAUAACACAUAAACAUUUGAGCAUUGUGUUUCUCGCAUCCCUUCUCGUGAGCGCUAGACUUUUUUCGAUUUUAGUCGGAUUUUGUUUUGAAACCUUGCUUUCGUAUGAACACUCAGCAGAAAAGUACUUAACUUCUUGCCAGUUAUCUAUUAACAAAAACCUUUGAUUUGUAGUUUUAAAGAUUAACCCUCAAAGUUCUCUUCAUAACUGCCUUGACAUUUUGGGUUGUUCUGUUAAUUUUCUUUUGCUUUUUUUGUGUUUUUUGUUUGUUUUUACUUUUGCAUUUAAGACCAUUAAAUUUGAUUUUGUUUUGCUCGAA